Molecule: messenger RNA, 8415 nt
Organism: Porites lobata
Lineage: Eukaryota; Metazoa; Cnidaria; Anthozoa; Scleractinia; Poritidae
Source: the annotation of a GenBank genome assembly
AAAAGAUGAAUUUGGACAGUGUUCUUGAAGAUGUUCUUCGAAGUAGAGGUCAAGGAAAUCUUAUACUGAAGCCUAGACAAAAAGAAGCACUACAGUCGAUUGUUUUUAAAGGUCAGGAUUGUUUAAUUGCUCUUCCAACUGGCUACGGAAAGUCGUUGAUCUACCAAAUGCUACCAUCACUGUUUGAUAAAAUUAGUGCGAGGAACCUUUCAUCGAAGGACAAGUCAAUUGUCAUUGUUGUUUCUCCUUUGAAUGCCUUAAUUGAUGACCAAAUAAAUAAACUUAAAUCAGCUGGUGUCAAUUGUACAAGUUUGCGUGUUUGUGGUGACGAGGUCGAUGGCGCAUUUGAACAGAAAAUUCUUGAAGACCUUCAAGAUGGAAAGUUUGAAUUAAUUUUUACACACCCCGAGGUAUUAGUAAGCAACAGGCAAUGUAGAGACCUUUUUUUGUCGGCUUACUACCAGAGAAAUGUUAGGGCUGUGGUGGUUGAUGAAGCACAUUGCAUCAUUGAGUGGUAAAUUAUGAUUCUCAUUACUUUUUGUUGUUGUUUUUCUCUGUUUGAUCAUUUUGUUAAUACUUUUAAGGUUAUAAGCUUCCUUUAUGUUAGGGCUAAAAAUGGCCCCUACACCUAUUGUUAAGUUCCUGUUUUCUAGACUCAAAUUUUUGAGUGACGUAGCAGCUAUCGUAAGGUCUCCUCUGAUUGGCUAACAGCUUAUUCCUUUGUUUUAUUAAUUUUUAUAUGUCCCUUAAUAAUUUUUUAACCUGAGAUUAUGUUUGAUAGUUGAUUGUAAUUAAACUAGAAGGUUAGUUUAAAUUUCAUACUAGAGAUUGUCAUUCUAAGACUUAAAUGGAAAGCAAGCAUUGCGUAUAGAGACCUUGACACAUAGAGAGACGUAUUUAACGUAUUUAUAAGAUAGCCUGCCUAGCAGGCGUCCAAAACUGAGAAGAGGAUGGCAUAAGGAGAAAGGGGGAAAAGAGAGCCUUUCUUCCUACUCUCUCACUCUCCUCUUUUUUCGCCUGUCACGGAGACCAGCAUUCUACAGGAUUUCAAGUUGCGAGGGUUCCAAGCAUUGUAAGGGUUUCGCGCGUUGCAAGUGUUUCAAGCGUUGCGAGGGUUUCAGGCGUUUCAAGUGUUGCAGGUGUUUCAAGCGUUACAAGGGUUUCAAGCGUUGCGAGGGUUUCAAGCAUUGCAAGGGUUUCAAACAUUGCAAGGGUUUCAAGUGUUGUAAGGGUUUCAAGCGUUGCAAGGGUUUCCAGUGUUGCAAGGGUUUCAAGUGUUGCGAGGGUUCCAGGUGUUGUAAGGGUUUCAAGCGUUGCGAGGGUCUCAAGCGUUGCAAGGGUUCCAAGUGUUACAAAGGUUUCAAGCGUUGCGAGGGUUUCAAGUGCUGCAAGGGUUUAGAGUGUUGCAAGGGUUUCAAGCAUUGCAAGGGUUCCAAGUGUUGUAAGGGUUUCAAGCGUUGCGAAGGUUUCAAGUGUUGCAAGGGUUUCAAGCGUUCCAAGGGUUCCAAGUGUUGUAAGGGUUUCAAGCAUUGCGAGGGUUUCAAGUGUUGCAAGAGUUUCAAGCAUUGCAAGGGUUCCAAGUGUUGUAAGGGUUUUAAGCGUUGCGAGGGUUUCAAGUGUUGCAAGAGUUUCAAGUGUUGCAAGGGUUUCAAGCUUUGCAAGGGUUUCAAGCAUUGCAAGGGUUUCAAGCAUUGCAAGGGUUUCAGGCAUUGCAAGGGUUUCAAGUGUUGCAAGGGUUGUAAGCGUUGCAAGGGUUUCAGGUGUUGCAAGCGGUUUCAAGCAAUGUAAGGGUUUCAAGUGUUGCGAUGAGCUUGAAAAUCACAUUAACAGAGAAAAAGGAGAGGUAUAGAAAGAAAAAAUGAGGGAUAAUGGCUACUUUGGAGCCGAAAAUACCUUUUUGUCAAUUUGGCGGUAUUGGCAUAAUUUUUCAAAGUUUUUAACUAACAAAUGACAUUUACUGCAUUAAUAUUGUUAGUAUUUUUUAUCUCAAUUUCCAAUUUUUUUUUAUUUACCUACUGCAGUGUUUAUUUAUUUAUUUGGCCAUCUGUAAGCUCAAUUCAAUUCUUUUUUUUGCUUAAAUUCAUUUACUUUUUAAAUUAUUUUGUUACUUAUUUACUGUUAUUUUCUCUUCUUUCUUUUUUUUGAACUUUAACAAUAUGUAUUUAUUCAUUAGUUUAUUUUAAUAUCUUGCAGUGAUGGAUAUCCGCCUUUGUAGGACUUAAAAUUUAUGUAGAUGUAGAUGUAGAUGUAGGUACAUGUAACAUUUUCAAAUUAAAUCUGCCAAGAUAUGCAAAAUGAACCCGACAGCACAGCGUCGAAAAAGUAAUCAAAAUAUGCCAGAGUAAAUUCUAGUCAAAUAUCUGUCGACAUCUAAAGUGGCUAAUUUAAAUCGUAGUCUCUCGACUAAAAUAAGGUGAGAACGCCAUUUUUGUGUGUGACCGACGCACAGGGUUAUUUACGGAGUAUUUUCUGACCCGUUAAGAAUCUGUGAGGAUGCGUAUUCGUUAAACAACUAGUGAUAUGUUUAGGACAGUAGCUUGUUUCCAAACAUAUUUGUUUUACCACUUAUGUUUACUGAAGACUCGAGUCAAUACGCAUCCAAUUUAGGGGGUUUUGACUUGCAUGUAUGUAUACUGUAGACAAGGAUGGUUAGAGUAUAAGAAAAAAUCAUUCAGUUAAAUGAUAUAAAGGUCGACCGUACACGGUUUAUUCAGACAUCCAAGUUAACUGGAAAUACGUGUAUCGCAGAACCUUGCGAACCUAGGCGGGGGUGGGAAGGGGGGGAGGAGGAGACGCCCAUAAAAUGUCAGGGAUGGAGGGGGGAGAGAAUUGGAGUAAAUUGUGUAGCUUUGGAGGGCGAGUUUCAGUACUGGCUCUAAUAUUGGAAGGCGAGAUGUAGUUAAUCCUGUUUGACCCUCCUACAUGUGUAAUUAUGGUCAAAAGGAAAUGGGUGUGAUGGUGGACAACUGGAGGCAAAUAAAUGCAGCUAACCCAUGCCAUCUUUAAUAAUAAGUGAAAUAAUAUUUUUUUUAAAAUUGAAGUUUAUUGAUAAGCACAAUACAAUAUACAAUAUUAAUAAACAAAGAACGACGUUACAAAACUAAAACUAUACAGGAUGUUGCAAUUAUUAAUUACAAAAAGAAAAUGAAAUAGAUCGGUAAAAUUAAAAAAUAACCAAAUAACAGAAAUAACUAAACAAGUCAAGCUUGUUUGCAGCUAAAGGCUCAGGGAUUCACGGACACUUGAAGGCUCUAUAGGUAAUUUGUAUUUUAGAAACGCUUCAAACUGCAUGGUUCGCUUUCUUUGGCUGUGGUGUAGAUAUGAAAAUGAGGGACAAUCAGGCAAAGAUUAAACGCAGGGAAGGAUCGAUUCUCAGGGAGAUAUCCGUAAGUAAUAGACCUAUUCGGCUAACUCAAUGUUGUACCCAAUUCAAACCCCUUAGGAAUAAAACGUUUUGUUUCAGGAAUUUCCAUAUCAUUUAAAUGUGAAUGCCACAUUAUAAUGCAAAUACAACACACAAAGAAUCUUAUCCCCGGGAGAUUUGAAUUGGGUACAACAUUGAGUUAGCCGAAUAGUUCUAUAAUAACUACUUGUGAAGUCGUUAGUAGUGAGCGGAUGAAAUGGUAGGGGAUAAUGCUGCAGUAAAAAUAACAAGUAAAUGCUGGUAAUUGGAGAAGAAAAUAUUUAUUGUUUAAGCGAACUAUAUGACAGUGUUUGCAUUUGUUGUAGUAUAUAAUCACACUUGACAACUACAUUGUACAUGCAUGAGAAACAAAUACCCGUGCAAGAGGGAAAAGUCUACAUACAACUGUUACAAGUCAUGUUGAAGGUGAUCAGUUUCUCAAUUCUCAACAUGCAUGAGGUUGUCGAGACAUGGUUGCCAGAGGCAUAAUUUUUGAAAUUCCCAGACUGACAGUCAAAUGCACACUUUCCUUGACCAAAUGAAUUCACAAUUUGUCCAGAUAUUUAUGGAGUCCAAUUUCCAGUCAAAACUUUCGUGUACUGGACAAAGAUGACGUAAAACAAAAGACUUCUUUGUUUUCUGUUCCGGGGAAAUCGUCAUGGUUUUUGUUCUUUUGCUUUCCGUCAUCUGUGUCCACUAGACAAUUUGAAUAAGUGCCCAAACUCCCAUCACAGCCAUCCUCUCCACCCAUUUAUUACAUGAAUUUGUCGGGAAUGUAAAGUGCAGAAAGGAUUGAUCUUAUAGGAGACCCUAUAUCUGCUUGUCGUUUAAUUUCUUAAAACAAUAUUCUGCCAGUGAAACACAUUUAACUUUGGUGAACAUCCUCUUACUUCUUUGAAAGGAGAGUUAAAUUUUCCCUGACUUAUACCACAGGUGACACAAUGUUCAAAAUAUAAGGAUUUGUAAGGGAGAAAAACAAUUUUUUCUGUAGCCAACGACGUAAAAGGAUUAAAUAAAAAUCGGCUAACCUUGCUUAAAACCGGUGUGUUUCUUCUUUCCUGUGUGAUUUCCGAGCCAAUUUAUGGCCAUUUUUAAAUGGGUGUUAUUGGAACCAGUUUGCUCUAGAUCGAUUGAUUCAUUUCAAACCCUUUAGGUUCCACGCUGUACCUCUGUUCAAGUUGUCUUAUGUUCUUCCUCUUAAUUUUCUUUAUUUUAAAACAAUCUGCCUUAUUAUGCACGAUGUAUCCAAUAAUGUAACACCUCCAAACGUUUCCAGCUUAUUUACCUAUUCUUCAAAAGUACAUCAUCAUAAUACACGAUUUUCUGCGGCUGGCAAUUUCUAUAUUAAGCACUCGAGAACUAACCAUAUGAAGAACUCCUUUUCAAGAAUUGGUGUAAAAAUAUCGAAUAGUAUUCCCGACACUGAUCGUGCUCUACCUAGAUAUAAAUUUAAGAAUACCCUACACAGUAGGCUACUGGAUAUUUUGAUACUUAUGUUGGCGUGCGUACUUUAAUUGACAUAUUUAGUAGAUAUGAAUUUCACUCAUACCUUGUUUCAUUUACCUAUUUUUGAGUAUACAGGUGUAUGUAUUUACUGUUUAGUGGAUUCAAUAUGUCGAUGUUCGUGUAUCUGUGUAACUUUAUUGUUAUGUUUCAACCCUGUUAUUGUAACUUUUUGAUUUUUCCUUCCCGCCUCGAUUAGCUAUAGGCUACUUUGCGGGCAUGGAUUAAUUAUGGUUUGUAUCAGAAGGGUUUUUAAAUAAACUUGAACUUGACCUUCUAGAUCUCUCUAUAAUAGAUUCCCGCUUGACGAGAUUAUUAAGUCUCUUCACUCGGAAUUAUCGUUGUUAACUAAUGCAUCGGUUUGAUAAUCAGUGAACCUGCCACUCAGACAAGUGGCCAAUAAUGCCAACACUCGAGUGGUUUUCUGUCUGUUGUAUUGUAUCAGAACAAUAGCGUGACUUCAAUGAGAGCUCCCGAAGUUACUUUUAGGGUAUCGGCAUGAAUACAUCGAUGGCAACAGAAUCGAAAGGGUCACAGUUUAUAAAGCUGCUUGGAGUUUAUGUUAGCAGUGAUCUGAAUUGGACACAUCACUAACCCAUCAUGUAGACUAUACAUAAUUAAAAAGGGAAAUAAGAGGCAUGAGUCUCUCAGAGUUCUCAAGCAGUUUGAUGAUCCACCAGCUGAAACCCUCGCAAUGCUUGAAACCCUUGCAACACUUGCAACCCUUGCAACUCUCGCAACGCUUGAAACCCUGGCAACGCUUGAAAUCCUCGCAACGCUUGAAACCCUUGCAACGUUUGAAAUCCUCGCAACGCUUGAAACCAGUACUCCCUCCACACGCGCGAAAAUUAUGAACGAGGCGGAACGAACGUGACACCAUAUGAACAAUAUUAUUGGUUUGAAACCCUCGCAACCCUUCACACUCUGUGAGCCAAUCACAGUAGACCUUAGGAUAGCUGCUACAGUACUGAAAUUUUUGGGUUACAUGAUCACUUUUGUCACCUCACACCUGAAAGGAUUUAACAUAAAGUUAGUUUUGUAGUCAGUCAACCUUAGUUGCUGCUUUAUGGAGAUUUCACAACGUUUAUGAAUUCAAUGUUCUCACACCGGGAUCGAGACUCCAAAAUUUGAACUAUACAAUGAAACUCAAAGUUUACCACGUGUAUUUACUUUGCAACGACACAAUGAGCUGUUUCCAUUCUUAUCAUUGCGGUAAUGAUAUUUAUUACCUUAUGCAAUGUACAUGCUAGAUCAACUAAAUGAAAAGGUUUUAUUAUGUCCAAAAGCAGCUAUCUUACUAUUUCAAUUGCUUCUGAUGGGUGCCUUGAUCAGAUCACCAAAAAACUAAUAGUCAUAGACCUGUUAUGUUUGUAGACUUUGUUUUCUCAAUGUGUAAAAUUUUGAUGUUCUCAAGAGGUAUCAUAUGAUAUGUUUUCUCAAAUUUAAUGCCCAUCUUUAAAAUUUGAAAGAAACAGUUCUGUUCUCCAAGUAUGAUCAAAUGACUUAUAUUAAGGCAACAAAGCACACAAGCAAAAGAAGUCUUUCCAUGGUACAAAUGACUGUUUGGGUUCAUUUAAGUAGCAACUCGAUACUUAUCUUCACCAUUUGUUUUCCAGUGCAUAUAUCUGUGGCCAGUUCAAAUUGAAUGUCAUUCAUUUUUAGUGCAACGGUGUGUCCUCCUUUCACACUAGUAUGAAUCUCUAACUUCCCUAAGUAUUCCAUCACCACAUUGUUUAACAGCGACAGUGAAUGUUUGAAACACAGUAUAAUCUGACCGUAAAUUAAUGACCCAGUCCAUCACAGAAAGCUGGUGGGAAAUUAAAGUAAAAAUUAUGUUCAAAACAAUAGGACUGGGAAUUCUAAAAUAAUUUGUUGUCCAAAACUUUAAAAAAUGUCACUCUUAGAGAUGCUAAAUUCCUGGAUGGUGCCAUUUUGCUGACCUUGAGCAGCUUGCAUUAAUAUUUGCAUGAAUGUUAUGUGAUAAAUAUUAUUUUAUUAAUGUUAAGCAGGUUAAACAAUUUAUUUUCAGUUACAUCACAUAAUAAUAACAGAAAAGUGAACCUUGAACCUUUAAGCCCCAAUAAUGACCUCCAAUCAAGCAGAGGCCAAGAGAUUACCAGUGGCUAAGCUUCUUGAUUUUUCAGCAACCUCUGUAUAGUGCUACUAGGAAAAAUGUACACCUAAGAGCAGUUAAGGGAAAUUUCAUCACUGGGGCUUAAAAGGUGAAAAGCUAAUAUAACUACAUGGCCAUAUUGUUACUAAUAACAAAGUUAUUGCAGCCUUUUUCUUCUUAAUUCGACCCUACUAUAACGGCUUAGUUACUUGAAAGUCCCCUUUCAUGUAGUCAUUAUCCGUAAUUCUUGUGGCCAAAUUCUCUUAUUCUAGUGGCAAGUAUAACAGCAUUUCAGAGUAUCACUACGGCAUUUUUACUUUGUGUUUCAUUUUUUAGGGGGCACAACUUCAGAGAAGACUACAGAAAACUAGGAACACUUUCCUUGGUUUUCCCCACGGCUAAGAUUGUUGCCAUGACAGCAACAGCAACAAAGGAAUAUCAAACAAGCAUUAUGAAAAGUCUGAACAUGAAAGAUCCCAAACUUGUAAUUACAAAUCCUGACAGACCUAACAUUUUUUAUGAAGUACAGCAAAGGCCAUCUUAUCUUAAACAAAGUAACAUUGACCAGUUUGAAGAAAUUCUUUCACCCAUAGCAGAUGAACUCAUUAUUGCCAAUAUUAAAAUGCCUGUCACUAUUAUUUACUCAUCUUUAGAAAUGUGUGGAGUUGGGUAUGCCUUUUUGGAGAGAAAGCUUGGGGAUCACCAGUUCUACCCUAUUGGGGCUCCCCAAAUUCCUCAAAACAGGCUUUUUGCUCAAUUUCACUCGCCACAGACAGACAAAAUGAAAGAUAAACUUAUUAGCAGCAUUGUUUCAGAGUCAUGCAAACAGAGAAUAAUAUUUGCUACAGUGGCAUUUGGCAUGGGGGUCGACUCUCCUUGUGUUGAAAGGAUAAUUCAUUUUAGUGUGCCCCAAACUAUGGAGAGUUUUUUUCAAGGAAGUGGGAGAGCUGGAAGAGAUGGGAGGCCUGCCACAUCAACUCUUUACUUCAACAACAAUGAUAUUGGUGCAAAUGUUGAAGGAAUGCAACCUGUUAUGAGAGAUUACUGUAAAAACCCUCAAAAUGUCUGCAGAAGAAAAAUUGGGCAUAGCCACUUUGGCUUUGGCAUUCCAAGUGCUCGAGACAAACACAGCUGCUGUAACAUAUGUCGAACUGACUGUGAGUGCUCUGAAUGUGUUGAGCUACAUCAAGAUGUUUUGGCCCUUGAAAACAUUCACAUCUCUGAUAAUGAAUUUCUUCUUUCUGGAAAUCAGGUGAAAGAUAUAAAAUCAGAGCUUAUAAAAUACAAAGAAGAAAUUGAGGCCAGCGAUAACUAUUUGAAUUUAAGUAUGUGUUCAGGAUUAACAAUGACAGUAAUUGAUGAUGUUUGUUCAACACUUAGAACUCUGUUCUCUUGA